UAAGUCCACCAUAAGGACAUCACCACCCUCAUCAUCUAGACCCCCUCCUCUCCAAUCCGCCGCUCGUUCCGUGGACCCUUACGAUGGACCCGACCGGGCACCCUCCGCCCAACCCCCGCUUCGGCUCGAUUCCCCCCAACCCUCGCGGUGCCGCCGCCGGCCACCGGCGAGCCUACUCCGAGACCUUUCUUCCCCUCCCCGACGACCUUCUAUUCGACACUGACCCCGACUUCGGCAUCUCCGACAUCGACUUCCCCUGCCUCUCAGAUGACAGCCUCUCCGCAGGUGGCGGCCUUCCGCCAGUCGACCCAGGGAGGUCGGAUCCGCCGGCGGUCGACCAGGGGAGGGGGGGAAGGCCCACGCCCACAGCGGGUACUCACCUCAGGAGCCUCUCUGUCGAUGCCGCGUUCUUCGAGGGGCUGGCGUUCCAGGGGGCGCCUCCUAGCAGUGGCGGAGGUGGCGGUGGCGGCGGGGUGCAGGACAGGAGAGGCCUCCACCGGCGUAGUGGAUCGAUGGACGGGGCUACAUCGCUGUUCGAGAGGGAGUCGUCGCCGGCGUCGUCGGAUCCCGCGAAGAAAGCGGUGGCGGCAGAAAAGCUCGCUGAUCUGGCCCUGAUCGACCCCAAAAGAGCGAAAAGGAUCCUUGCAAAUAGGCAAUCCGCUGCCAGGUCAAAGGAGAGGAAGAUUCGGUACACUAGCGAACUUGAGCGGAAGGUUCAGACACUUCAGACAGAGGCAACCACUCUCUCAGCACAGCUUACUCUUUUGCAGAGAGACACUACUGGUUUGACAGCAGAGAACAGAGAGCUCAAGUUGCGAUUGCAGUCUAUGGAGCAACAGGCUCAUCUUCGUGAUGCUCUGAAUGAGGCUCUGAGGGAAGAAGUGCAGCGGCUUAAGAUAGCAACUGGGCAACUUCCAAACAUCAAUGGAAAUCGCUUCAAUUGGGGACCUCAGCAGAGUGUGCCGCCCUAUCACCAGAGUGGACAUCAGGCUCAGCAUCGUCCAUCUCCAUCUCAGAGUUCGCCAAAUGGCCAGUCAAUGAGUAGUUCAUCUCUCAAUGAUCCAAUGGACUUCAUGUAAGGACGUAAUUGAUCACCAGCUACAGUUUCUGCUAUCUCUGGAAGCGUAGUUCGUGUAUAUUAGUGCAGGUCUUUUAGGGAAUUGUUGUUCUUUGUAUGUUAAUUAUAAUAAUAUUUGUAUCCAACAUCCUUGACUGGAAGUAUACUUUAAAAAAUUGAAGACUGAUAUUUCCGUGCUUAUUGUAACUCUGUACAGAGGUUGAUACAGAGACGAUACCUAUCUUCUUAAGAUGAAGGGUGGGUACGAGGAAUAUCGUCUUACUUCCAUUAGGGAACAGCAAGUAUUUUUCUUAUUCUUUUUCUUCUAUCAAACACAUCUUGUGCGGCUUGAUUUGUUGAUUUUGAAUGUCAUAUGUUCCUCCCCAAGGCCCU
This is a messenger RNA of Elaeis guineensis (African oil palm), 1450 nucleotides long. RefSeq names its product transcription factor VIP1. Lineage: Eukaryota; Viridiplantae; Streptophyta; Magnoliopsida; Arecales; Arecaceae. Gene Ontology annotation, molecular function: DNA-binding transcription factor activity. Gene Ontology annotation, biological process: regulation of DNA-templated transcription. The record is from RefSeq and is a predicted model, not a curated record. Gene Ontology annotation, cellular component: nucleus.